AUGCGAUCUGCCAAAGCAGUCGUUUCAGAGAACCUUGCACGAUUUGGCUCUGCUGCCAAUAUGUCGUACAGCACUGGAAGCGGGAUUAAUCGCCCGCAUACGAUCACCUCGCUACGACGCUGGUCUAUUGUGAACAAGGAGCUGCCAGCUGUUUCUCAAAUUCGCGCAAUUCACGUCUACGAUUUCGACAACACCUUAUUUCUAAGUCCUCUACCAAACCCACAAUUAUGGCAUGGCUCCUCAGUCGGCUUCCUUCAAACCAAUGAUAGUUUCGCAACUGGAGGAUGGUGGCACGACCCCAACAUUCUCGCCGCUACAGGAAAAGGCAUGGAGAUAGAAGAGCCCCGCAAAUGGGAAGGCUGGUGGAAUGAGCAAAUUCUUAGUUUGGUUAGGAAUAGCAUGGAGCAGAAAGAUGCGCUCACGGUGUUGCUGACCGGUCGAAGUGAGGCCGGCUUCUCAGAUAUCAUCAAGCGGAUGGUCGCUAGUCAAAAUCUUGAAUUCGACCUAAUUGGUCUCAAACCCGAAGUUGGUCCACAUGGUCAACGGUUUGCGACCACAAUGAACUUCAAACAAAACUUUCUCGAGGAUCUUGUUUUCACUUACGAGCAGGCUGCGGAAAUCCGCGUCUACGAGGACCGUGUCAGACAUGUGAAAGGCUUCCGAGACUUCUUUGAGUGUCUGAACAGAGACCUCCAAAAUGGACCCUCUACUGCACGGAUGCCUAUCCUUGCUGAAGUCAUCCAGGUAACUGAGGGCAGCACAUACCUUGACCCCGUAACUGAGGCUUCUGAGGUGCAGCGCAUGGUCAAUUCCCACAACCUCACACUGCGGAACCCUGCUUUGAACGUAACCAAAAGCCGCUCUGGGCGGUUGUAUAUCAAGCGUGUCGUCUUCUACACAGGUUAUCUGGUUUCUCCAGAGGUUUCAAACAGCAUGACGCAGAAGUUGCUGGCUCCACUGCUCCCCCCAGGGCUUGGUGAAUCAAAUGACCUGAAGUACAUGGCUAACAGCAUCCUAAUCACCCCACGCCCAGCACCUCGUUCAAUCCUGGACAAGGUUGGAGGCCUGGGUAAGAAACUAAAGUGGCAGGUUACCGGAACCGGAAAUCUGGACAACAAGAUAUGGGCAGCCCGCGUGGCACCUAUCCCGGCAACGGAGCCUUAUCACACGGAGAACCCACUGCCAAUUGUAGUACUGGCUGUUCGCAAAGGUGCUCGCCUCAUCGAUGCAGGGAAGAUCCAAAACUGGCACCCCAUUCCGGCUGACAAAGCCAUGACCUUUGAGACUGUGGUCGGCGAGAAGGUUGUCCUACGAGUCGAGGACAGCGGAGAGUAUCGUCAAGGAGAGCAACCCUUGAACAGGAGUCAAAAGAGACGCUUCCAGCCGGACGACGGAAAUGUCGUCUGGCCCAAUCAAAACACCGGCUCUGAUGGCCCAUCUUAUGGCCGCGGCAACUAUCACUCCUCCCAGCGCGGCGGAGGUGAUGGACGUCACCAAUACGAUGAUAGUCCGCGAGGAAGAGGAGCUCAUCGUGGACGUGGCCGAGGUGUCGGACGCGGGCGCGGUAACAACAACCGAGGUCGCGGCCGAGGUCGUGGUCGAGGUGAAUACUACCAGUAUAGGUCGCUAGAUGAUCAUAGCACUGGACACGACGGGCAACACGACAGCAAGAAUGGACACAAUGGUGGCGGAGGUGCAGGCAGAGGGGGUUACUCCAUGGACUAUUGA
Penicillium roqueforti is the source of this 1728-nucleotide messenger RNA. RefSeq names its product rRNA 2'-O-methyltransferase fibrillarin-like protein. Gene Ontology annotation, cellular component: small-subunit processome; box C/D methylation guide snoRNP complex. The transcript has 5 exons. Gene Ontology annotation, biological process: rRNA methylation; box C/D sno(s)RNA 3'-end processing. NCBI's taxonomy places the organism in Eukaryota, Fungi, Ascomycota, Eurotiomycetes, Eurotiales, Aspergillaceae. The record is from RefSeq and is a predicted model, not a curated record. Gene Ontology annotation, molecular function: rRNA methyltransferase activity; histone H2AQ104 methyltransferase activity; RNA binding. Bases 1 to 1728 code for a protein of 575 amino acids.